AUGAAGAAAUCUGCAAAAAUACCAUCUUUUAGAAUGAAAUCUGCUACUUCGAAAGUGGUGACAGCGCUAGAUGUUUCGGUGGUGGUGUUUGCGUGCACGGCCGGAGUUGGUUGCGGCUUAUGGGGAUUGCGUUCAACGCGUGAACUGAAUACGCGACUAAGGAAGAUUGACGAUUCGUUGCACUCAUUUUCGAAUUUCAAGCGCGAUCACAUAUUGGCAAUAGUAAUGAUGUCAGUGCCUUUGAUAGCAAUUUCUUUGCUCCUAGCGCUUGACAUUUCGACUUGGCUACGUUUUGCCAUAGGCGAGAGAACUCCCGAAGACGACACAGAAAUAAAUGUGCAAUGGUACAUACCCUUUUAUAGUCUUUAUUUCAUAUUAACUGGCUUGCAAAUGAACUUUGCUAAUACUGCUUUUGGUCUUGGCAGACGCUUUCGGCGACUAAAUGUGAUGUUGAAGAGCACUUUUCUUAAAGUCGAAAACAGCAAGAAGGACGCUUCAUCGAUGCCGCUAAUAACUACUGUCAAAGUUGUGUCCCAAAAUCCGUUGGCUUUGCAUCAAAGUUUGAACAAAUUUGCGAAUGAAACUAUGCAAAAGGAUGGAGGUGGAGGUAAGGAAAGCAAAAAUAAAGUCGUCUUGCUUAAAAUGCUUGAGGAAAACCACGAGUCCCUGGGAAAAUGCAUGCGUUUGGUUUCCAACUCCCAUGGCGUUGCUGUACUUUUCAUAUUGGUCUCUUGUCUACUGCACUUGGUGGCCACGGCAUAUUUCCUGUUUCUCGAAUUGCUUAGCAAGAAAGACAGCGGCAUGGUAUGGCUACAAGUGUUGUGGAUUAUUUUCCAUUCACUGCGCUUAAUUUUGGUUGUAGAGCCAUGUCAUUUGGCGACAGUGGAGUCCAAAAAAACAAUACAAAUAGUGUGCGAAAUUGAGCGCAAAGUACACGAUCCAAUAUUGGCAGAGGAGGUGAAAAAGUUCUGGCAACAAUUACUUGUUGUUGAUGUGGAAUUUUCUGCCAUUGGCCUGUGUCGUGUUAAUAGAACCCUAUUGACAUCGUUCAGCUCGGCUAUUUGCACAUAUCUAGUAAUUCUAAUACAAUUUCAAAACACUAAUGGUUAAACAAACUGAAUUUUACAGUUGAAUAUCAAAUGAAUACAAAUAAUAUAUAUGCAGAAAGUAAUUUGUA
Molecule: messenger RNA, 1177 nt
Organism: Rhagoletis pomonella (apple maggot)
Lineage: Eukaryota; Metazoa; Arthropoda; Insecta; Diptera; Tephritidae
Product: gustatory receptor for sugar taste 43a-like
Exons: 11
Coding region: 1-1110 (369 amino acids)
Biological process (GO): sensory perception of taste
Cellular component (GO): neuronal cell body; dendrite; axon
Source: RefSeq, a predicted model, not a curated record